AUGGAGAAGAAGCACAUGGCAGGGAGCACGAACCUCCGUUUGAGUAAAGACACCACAGAGGACUUGGUUAAUGAGUUCCGGCUGCGCAGCUUGAACCGCACGCGGUCAGAAGCCUUCGCAGUAAGGGACCCCAAUUACUGUCACUUUCCUGCGCUGAUGCACACUCAACAGGCUCGGCAGGCCCCCGGCUCUCCACUCCAGGGCUGA
Molecule: messenger RNA, 207 nt
Organism: Rangifer tarandus platyrhynchus (Svalbard reindeer)
Lineage: Eukaryota; Metazoa; Chordata; Mammalia; Artiodactyla; Cervidae
Source: the annotation of a GenBank genome assembly